Durusdinium trenchii is the source of this 994-nucleotide messenger RNA. NCBI's taxonomy places the organism in Eukaryota, Dinophyceae, Suessiales, Symbiodiniaceae. The record is from the annotation of a GenBank genome assembly.
GCAUCACACUAGACCGGCUUGGCUUGACCUUUUUGGAAAUGGGAUCAGACUUCGGGCUUCAAUGCCGGGCGCUACAGCGUGCUUUAUCUAUUGUUGCCGCUGUCACACUGUCCAACUUAUUGGGCCACAAGCAGCUGCAUGUGGAGCGAGCUCAACCUCCCCAAGGCUUGUUCGUCGGCUAUCCUGGCACCCGCUCCCAGUAUGCGUCGCAAAGUCUGAAGAGACGCGCGUCCGUUACAGAAGUCAGCCCAGCAGAACUGGAGUCCAGCAUACGGAGGGGUGGCGCUGUAGUCCUAGACGUUUAUGCAGUUUGGUGUGGACCGUGCAAGUUGCUGGAGCCAGCUCUGAACAUUCUGGCUGACAAACUGGAGAGCGAUGUCGAAAAAGAGGGCAGUCCAAGCCCUCAGGUGCUUCGCAUGGAUAGCGACAGGCACUCUGCGAAGGCAAGCGAGAUGGGAGUCGAGGGUUUGCCGACAAUUAUUUUCUUCAAUGAAGGUGUUGAGGUCGGCCGGCUGGAGGGAGCUGUUGGCCUUGGUGAGUUGGAAGAGAAGGCAGCAGAAGCUCUUGGGUUAGCGGAGCUCUCAGGUGGCCCAUCAAUCAUCCAAUUGAACAAACUCGAGGAGCUCGAAGUCAUGGUGCAACUGGAAGAGAUGGUUCUAGUUGGUGUUCUCGGUCUUGGAAAGUGGGAGCAACAAUCAUCAGCCUUGGAUGGCACAUUGCAAUUGCUUCAACGCCAGCUAGGAGACCAGCUGCAGGUUGUGAUCGUUGAUGCCUCAAAGCUCCCAGGAGUAGUGAGCAGCCUCCAGCUUGGUGACCUCCCUGCAGUGGUGAUUUUCAAAGAUGGUGGCAAAGCCAUGCAGCUAGAAGGUGCUGACGCUGCUUUGGUCACAGUCCAAGAGCUUCAACAGGUUCUAGGUGGUGCCAGAUACACUUAAAAUUACCGCGUGUGGAAAAUUGGCCACAAGCGCCAGCCUUUUCUUCACCUUCGCGGGUG